Messenger RNA from Laetiporus sulphureus 93-53, 1027 nucleotides. RefSeq lists its product as uncharacterized. The record is from RefSeq and is a predicted model, not a curated record. The annotation marks the transcript as partial. Lineage: Eukaryota; Fungi; Basidiomycota; Agaricomycetes; Polyporales; Laetiporaceae. The transcript has a single exon.
GUACUUGGUAUAGCCUCCCUUUGCCUUCACAAUUGCAUCCACCCUCCUUGGCAUACUUUCAAUCAGAUUCUGACACACUUCCUUCCCAAUAGCCUCCCAUUCCUUCUCUACCCUUUCCCACAACUCAGUAAUUCCCUUUGGUGGCUCCUGAUACUCUGCAAGCUUCUUUUUGAGGUGAUCCCACAAAUUCUCUAUGGAAUUGAGAUCUGGGGAUUGAGAGGGCCAUAUCAUAGUGUUGAAAUCAUGGUCUUUGAACCAAUCCUUGGCCUUCUUGCUGGUGUGCUUGGGGUCAUUGUCUUGCUGAAACACCACAUCCUCCACAGUUUUACCUCAAUCCUCCAGGCUAUUCUGCAGCUCAUCCUCCAGAAUGCUGACAUAAAGGUCUGCAUCCAUCCUGCCAUCAAUCUUGCAGGCAUACCCCACACCAUCCCAGCCCAUACAGCCCCACAUCAUCAAGGAUCCACCUCCAAACUUCUGGGUCCCUUCCACCAACCUAUCACUGAGGCUCUCCCCUGGCUUCUUCCACACCCAUUUCCUUCCAUCUGAUCCCAUCCUGUUAAUCUUUGUCUCAUCUGACCAUACCACCCUUCUCCAGUCCUCCACAGUCCAAUAUUAGUGAGCCAAAGCGAAGUCCAUCCUCUCCUUUCAAUGCCUUGCAGCGAGUAAAGGCCUUCUGCGCUUUACUACAGCCUUCAUUCCUGCCUUCUUCAACCCUCUUCGCACUGUCUCUGCAUUGACAACCCUCCCAGUAACAUCUCCAAGAGCUCUGGCCACAGCAGGAGAUGUGGUAGCCUUGCCAGUCCCAAUGAGUCGAGUAGCAUAGUGAAGAUUGGCAGUAGAAAGAAGGGAAGGUCGUCCUCCUUUGGCCUUAGAAAUGGUGGGACAGUGUGUGGAGCGUAGUUUACUGAUGGUCGAGUAGUGUAGACCAGUCAAAGCUUCAAUUUCUCGAAGAGAUUUGCCAUUCUGAAGCAAAGCGAUGACAUGGUUGACAGUUUCAGUAGCAACAGCUUUUGGCAUGAUGUUGGUU